Molecule: messenger RNA, 3285 nt
Organism: Sycon ciliatum
Lineage: Eukaryota; Metazoa; Porifera; Calcarea; Leucosolenida; Sycettidae
Exons: 13
Coding region: 606-2879 (757 amino acids)
Source: RefSeq, a predicted model, not a curated record
CAGACUGCUCAUUCGGGAUCCGCCCAGGCCGGAGCCAGACCAUGUAGAUCUACGGCUUUACCACUACUAGUACUACCAGUAUCUAGUACCAGCCAGCGAAGUGCAACCCGAUGCGAUUUUUUACUUUCUCACGACUGAGAACUCAGAGAAGUUCUCAACAAGCCAAGUCCUCGUAACUGUUACUUGUGACCGUUUUGCAGCACAGGAUUUGUGAGGAUAGCCAAAAUUUUCCUGUUGUAGGCACCACUACAAGCCGUGCAGGACACUGCCUAGAGCUAGUAGAGGGACUACAACUUUACUUACUGGCAGCUUUCAAAACAAGCAGCCAGCUGUACGCGGUCCACAACUAUUAGUAUUACUUGACCUGGUUGACUUUUGAGCCAGAAAAAUCGGACUUGUUUGCAGCUAGUGCUGUUUCUAGCGCGCACGCUACCCGCCACACAAGCUCUCCUGUUGGGAUUGCGAUAUCACAUUCCCCUCCGCAGUCACCGUUCAGUACUCGGGAUACAGGAUUCUAAAUCAGUGAGUACUCAGCAGCUGUAGUGUCAUUGAACCACUGGGAGACAGCAGGCAGGACAAACACGCCGGAUCAGUGAAGAACAGAAAUGGCACGCACGAAGCAAACUGCGCGGAAGUCGACCGGCGGAAAGGCGCCCCGGCGCCUUCAGCAGGCGUCAAGCGCGGCGCAGUUCCGCUCGUUCAUGACCGGCCGACAGAAGGUGGAUCACGGAUCGGCAGGCGGUAAAGGACUAGCGAAAGGCGGCGGUGUUCGGCGGCGUGGGGGCCCCGGAAGAGGACUUGGACCAGGUGGCGCUGUUCGUAGACUACCCGGCUCACCUGCUAGUUAUAGCUCGGCAGCUGGCAGUGGUGCAGGUGGUGGAGCAGUGACAUCUUACUUAAACUAUGAGAACAUGUUCUACUCGUACGCCUUUCCCACCGGCAAGAGGCCGCCCGUUGCCUUUGAGCCGCGAUUCGUUGCCGGCCAGCUGUGCAACCCGGUCACCACCAAGGCGGAGCACUGGCUGGGCAUGAAUCUCAACUCCAUGUUCGAUGGCAAAGGAAUGGAGAAGCACGGUCGGCCUGACGUCAACCUUGUCAUUGUUCUAGACAUCAGCGGCUCUAUGAGCACUGCGAUGAGCAAUGAGUCAGGACUUUCAAUGUUUAACCAGCAGGCUGGUAAUAGCAAGAUGGCCGCGGCCAAGAAGUGUCUGCACAGCAUUGUUGCCCAGCUCAGGAAAGGUGACUCGUUUGGCCUGGUCCUGUUCAACCAUGAUGCCACCGUCAAGUACAAGCUUCAGCCAAUCGGCAAGAUCCCCAAGCAAGGCCUCAAGACGGCGAUCGACAACUUGGUGGCGGGUGGCAUGACCAACUUGAGCAAGGCUGCCAGGACCGCAGUGAAGCUAUUUGACAACGCCCCGGAGUCGGCCAAGUCCACGAACCGCCUGCUGUUCCUGACCGAUCUCAACAGCACGGUGGACAGUGCCCAUGAUGAAGUGGAGCUGCUGGACAUCCUCAGGACGGAGGCUGCUCGCAAUGUCUUCACGUCUAUCGUGGGAAUCGGCAUGGACUUGAAUGUGCGCCUGGUGGAGCAGAUCAGCUCAACGAGAGGUGCUCGCUACUUGAGUGUUGACUCCACUGACGAGUUCCAACGGCUCAUGGAGAAGGAGUUCUCCUACGAUAUCACUGUCAUCGCUUUCAACAUCAAGGUGUCAAUCACGUCCAAAGAUGUCGUCUGGGUCAAAGGUUACGGCUCACCCGAGAUCAAUGACAUCAAGAAGAACAAGCCAGCCACCCUGUCAUCUGAGUUUCCAUGCUGGCAGGACGAGAAGGAUCAAUCCAAGGGUGGAAUCAUGGCCUUCAAGUUGGAGCCUAGCAAGAGCAGCGGAAAAAUGCCAGACACAGUGAACGUAACAAUUCAGUGGGACGACACCAACGGCAUUACUCACACAAAGGACUUCAAAGUCACCAUCGGCGAAACGAAGAUCGACAAUGGGUUGCGCAAGGCGGUGGCCAUUAUCCACUAUGUUGACCUGGUCAAUGACUAUGUGAUGGACCAGCGCAAGCACAAGAUGAAGUUCCUGGAGCUAUUCCAAGGUUUCCGUCCACAGUUCCUAUCUGAGGUUGAGAAGAGUGGCGACGACACGCUGAAGACCACCAACCAGGGAGACCUGGAGCUCCUGGACAAGAUCAUUUCCCUGGAAACACCCGGGACACAAGGGGCAGGAGCAGCAGCAGACCAGCAAGAUGGUUGCACUCCAUUCUCACCCCUGCAAGGGAUCAAGCAGCGCGUCACCGGCUUCUUUUCCGGCGUCCAGUCGGCUUUUUCUCGCACUGCCCCGGCGGCAGCGAGUGCACCGGCCAAGGCGCGCGUAGCACCGGCAAGAAAGCCCGCCGCACCGGCGCCGGCACGUCGGUCAACCUCUGUGGCGGCUGCCGCCUCCACUCCGUCCGCGUCCAAACGCACCACCAAGAAGGCGGUGCGCUUUGACCAGUCGCAGCCUCGUACGCGCUCGACUCUGGUGACGACGACAAAGACGGCGGCGAUGGCAAGGCAGGCUGCUGGACAACGCCGUCGCCCAGCCGCUAAGCCUAAGCCUGGCGUGUCGUCGUACGCCAGCGUUGCUGCCAAAGCUAAGGCUCCACGAGCGGGUGCAGGCACAGCACUGAAGAAACCCGCUGCAACCAAAGCCGUCUCGGCUCGUGGCAAGGCCACUACUACGAAGCAAGCUGUGGGUACUAGGCGGCAAAGCACACGCGGCAAAGCAGCGCCGGUGUCGCCGCCCAAGCAGUCACCUCCCAAGCAGCCGGCAAGCCGAAAACGGCCAGCCGCCACGCAACUGCAGCAGCCUGCCUCGCGCAAACGUGCCAGGAAAGCGUGAGGCCAGAACGUAAGGCGUCACUGGCUAGGAAUUCAAGAUUGGCACUGCUGGAAGAGAAUGCGGAGGUCUUGGUGAAGCUGAUGCCACAGCUGCCUAGGCUCUACCAAUAGUGACGUGUAUCUGCAGAAAAGGCUAAUGACGAUGUGUUUUGCUGGACAUCACAUCUUUGUUGUUAUUAAUUUUGUUGACAAACCUUUCAAAAUAUGGAUGAAAUAUUAUGGAUGUAUUCUAUUUCUAGCAACUAACAAAAAGUUACAUUCUAGCUACAACUACUUUGUAGCAACUACCUAUAUGAUUGUCUCGUUAGUUACAUUAAAUGAAGUAUGCCUUUUAUAGCUAUCAUUGUCCAUGUAUUUUGAAGUGUAUUGGGAAAUAAAACAAUGAACGUCUGUCCCGAAGGACAUAA